This is a messenger RNA of Centropristis striata (black sea bass), 3566 nucleotides long. RefSeq names its product serum/glucocorticoid regulated kinase 1 (gene sgk1). NCBI's taxonomy places the organism in Eukaryota, Metazoa, Chordata, Actinopteri, Perciformes, Serranidae. The transcript has 14 exons. Gene Ontology annotation, biological process: protein phosphorylation. Gene Ontology annotation, molecular function: ATP binding; protein serine/threonine kinase activity. Bases 404 to 2263 code for a protein of 619 amino acids. The record is from RefSeq and is a predicted model, not a curated record.
CAUCCCGCGCUCACUCACACACACACACACACUUCCUGGGUGUUUGUUUACACCACGACGGCGCCAAUGCAUUCACUCACAAUGCACUCCCAACAACUGAAACCACACACACACACUCACUAAUAACACACUGACACGCUCUUAUUGAACCGGACAUCCUUGCAGACUCCCCCCUCUUCUUCCUCCUCUUCUUUUUCUUCCUCUUCUUCUUCUCUCCACCCUGUUUUGGGGUAUGUGGGCAUAGUUCGGGAAGGGACACCUGUGCAUGAGGAGCGGUAGUCGGUGCAUCUGAUCUGGGACCAGUUUUUCGGAGGAUAAAAAGAGCUGCAGCGGAACCAGCCAACGCCAAAGUCUGUCCGUCACCCUGGGAUCUACGGAGGCAAGCGGCGUGCCGGUGUCGGCCAUGAAGCUGGUGAACGGGGGAGGAGGAGGUGGAGGAGGAGGCGGGGGAGGUGGAGGAGGUGGAGAGAAGACCGCCUUUUCCUUUAAGAAGUGCUCUGCUUUCCAAUUUGUCAAAAGAAAGGUACGGAGAUGGAUGAGGAACCCCAAAGUGAGCGUGGAGAAGACCCAAGGGAAAGGCCUCAUUUACUCCUGCCCCAAGUGUCCGCUGGCCGACGACCUGUGGUACACGCACUUCCCCUCUCCGUACGGAUGCUGUCACUAUGGCGGCCUGCAGGGUGGACAGUACUACCACCAGGAGCCGUGCUCGCCCUGCCCCGCCAGUGGACAAACCAGCAGCCAUGACAAGAGCAAGGGCUGCAAGGUCAGGAAGUGGAAGAUGUUGGCUCGCCAUCAUGGCGACGGAUCAGGCAAGCAGAAGGAAGCAGAGUCAGACGUCCACCUGGGUGGGUGUCACUCCUGGGGGAUCCAUGCAUCACCUCUCAUGGCCAGCCCUGUCAUGCUGGAGUGCUCCAUCUGCAGUGGGCCCUACAUCAGCUACACCAUGGAGGACACCUGGCAGCCACGUCAACGCACCCAGGCGAUGGACCUGUACUACCACAAUGAGUCAGACCCAGACAGCUACUGUUGCCCUGGCGACAACACUUUUAUGAAACAGAGGAGGAUGGGUCUGAACGACUUCAUUCAGAGGCUUGCAACAAACUCCUACGCCUGCAAGCAUCCUGAAGUUCAGUCUAUUCUGAACUUGAGUCCUCCUCAGGAUGCCGAGCUCAUGAACACAAACCCCUCUCCUCCUCCUAGUCCAUCCCAACAAAUCAACCUCGGUCCAUCCUCCAACCCCUCGGCCAAGCCCAGCGACUUCCACUUCCUCAAAGUGAUCGGCAAGGGCAGCUUCGGCAAGGUCCUGCUUGCUCGCCAUCGUACAGAUGACCAGUUUUACGCAGUCAAAGUCUUACAGAAGAAAGCCAUCCUCAAGAAGAAGGAGGAGAAACACAUCAUGUCGGAGAGGAAUGUGCUGCUAAAGAAUGUCAAGCACCCGUUCUUAGUGGGCCUGCACUACUCUUUCCAAACUGCGGACAAACUCUACUUCAUCUUGGACUACAUCAAUGGAGGAGAGCUGUUCUACCACCUACAGAGAGAGCGCUGCUUCCUCGAGCCCAGAGCCAGGUUCUACUCUGCAGAGAUCGCCAGCGCGCUGGGCUACCUCCACUGCCUCAACAUCGUCUACAGAGACCUGAAGCCGGAGAACAUCCUGCUGGACUCACAGGGACACAUUAUUCUUACAGAUUUCGGUCUCUGCAAGGAGAACAUCGAGCCCAACGGCACCACGUCGACCUUCUGCGGUACGCCAGAGUAUUUAGCUCCUGAGGUUCUACACAAGCAGCCAUAUGACAGGACGGUAGACUGGUGGUGUUUAGGAGCUGUUCUCUAUGAGAUGCUGUAUGGCCUGCCUCCGUUCUACAGCCGCAACACAGCGGAGAUGUACGACAACAUCCUGAACAAGCCGCUGCAGCUGAAACCCAACAUCUCCAACGCAGCCAGACACCUGCUGGAGGGCCUGCUGCAGAAGGACAGAACCAAGAGGCUUGGCUGCACAGACGACUUUAUUGAAAUUAAGAACCACAUAUUCUUCUCGCCCAUCAACUGGGAUGACCUCAACGCCAAGAAGAUCACCCCUCCCUUCAACCCCAAUGUGACGGGACCCAACGACUUGCGGCACUUUGAUCCAGAGUUCACAGACGAGCCAGUGCCCAGCUCCAUUGGCUGCUCCCCAGACAGCGCGCUCGUUACAGCCAGCAUCAAAGAGGCUGCCGAGGCCUUCGUGGGCUUCUCCUAUGCCCCGUCUAUGGACUCCUACCUAUAGGAUUUAAACACAGGCACUCAAUGGGCACCUACUCAGACUUACAGGACAUGAACUGUGGCGUGUCCAUGGACUUGCAUCUUGACCCCACUUUACAUUUCCCGUCGGGAUGAUGGAUAUUCCCAAACCCAGCCCUGCAACAGCUCUGCAUCUGCAAAGAAUUUAAACGUGCACUUGCCAUGAUCUUGCUACAAGAGGCCAUGAUUAGAUAAUCAUCAGGGUUGUAAUACUUCACCUCACCCUGAUAUACCAACGCACAAAUUCUUCAACCUUCCACAGCCAUCGAUCGCCCAUCUCUUACCCAACAGUGAAGGUCCUUUGCACACAGCUCAGGCAGCUCAACAGCCCCCCUCGACCUUGAAGCCACAACCGACAAGCACACAAACCACCUUUUUCUCAAAAGAGAAUUCUUGACCGCACUGUACCAGCCCUGAACAGGAUUUCCAUCUUCAUUGAUGUAGAGAAACAUCUUCACUCUUUUGAGAUUCUGUCUAAACACCCGCGGGGUGGGGGGGGGGGGGGGCGACUUACCUGUUGAGUUUGCUUGGAGACGACAUUCAUUUUGGUGCUUUAGUUUCUUCUUAUUUAAUUUCUGUGUGGUUGAAAAAGGGAGUCAUUUGAAGCUGAAUGUUACAGAGGGGGAUGUCUUAUGUUUUCUCUCAAAGGUGCCUUUUAUUUUUUUCUCUCCAUCAGAACUCACAUCCUUUGGGUUUGUCUGCGUCAAAAAUUAAAGUUUCGUUUUUCGCUCCACACCUGCGGGUGAGAGGAGCUUUUUGGGUUCAUUAUUUUUUUGAGAGGAACAAUGUAGCACCAAAUUAACAUAAGCCUGUUUUGGCUUUAACAUGUGAGACGUAGAGAACUCAAAUGAUGUUUCAUAUCUUCAUUUGCACAUAAAACAAUAAUGGUAGAGAGAGAGAAAGAGAGCGCACAGCUGCUAGGUGAGAAAGAGACUGAUGUGUUCAGAAGUGUUUGCGUAGUUCUGCUUGCCAACUGUGUCCCCCUCAUAUAGUCUUCCAUUCGCCUCACAAUAAUGUAACGGCGGCCUGCAGCUGGGCCGUCGACAUCGAAACUGAACAUUCCAUUUUAAUAUUGCUGUAAUGCAGUUUGACGGUAUUUAAGUUUGUUUGUAUAUUUGGAGUUCUGUGUACUAGUUUUAAUGUAUAUUGAACAAAAAAUGACUAAAGGUAUGCUUAAAUAUGUAUAUGUAACAAUUCAUGUUAAAUGUACUGUAAAUUGUAAAAUUGUUUAAGAUUUAUGUGACCAUGUUUGGUUUGCAAUAAAAGUUUAACUUUAUUACACCUUAUAA